Messenger RNA from Aegilops tauschii subsp. strangulata, 489 nucleotides. RefSeq lists its product as uncharacterized. NCBI's taxonomy places the organism in Eukaryota, Viridiplantae, Streptophyta, Magnoliopsida, Poales, Poaceae. The record is from RefSeq and is a predicted model, not a curated record. Gene Ontology annotation, biological process: DNA integration. Gene Ontology annotation, molecular function: nucleic acid binding.
AUGACAGUGGUUGAAGCACCAUCAUGGGCGCAGCCCAUCCUCAACUUCCUGGUGAGCAGAGAGCUACCAUCUAACGAGAUCUUGGCACGACAGGUGCAACACCGGGCAGCAACAUACACAAUAGUGAACAGAGAGCUUGUCAGGUGCAGUGUGGCUAGCGUCUUCCAGCGCUGUGUAGAGCAAGAGAAAGGCAAGGCAAUCCUUAGAGACAUCCACCAAGGCAAAUGCGGCCACCACGCAGCCUCCAGGUUCCUUUUCGCCAAAGCUUUCCGCCAUGGAUUCUUCUGGCCAACUGCUUUGGACGACACCAAGAACUUGGUCAAGAAGUGCAAAGGGUGCCAACGAUUCAGCUCCAAGCAACACCUGCCGGCUUCUGCACUCAAGAACAUCACCCUCACUUGGCCAUUUUCCAUCUGGGGGCUGGACAUGGUGGGCCCAUUCAAAACUACACGCGGCGGCACGACCCAUCUGCUUGUCGCCGUGGACUAA